AUGAGAGAGUACCACUUUGUGAAGCUCUUAAAGCACUGGGCUGCUGCACAAAGCUAUUGCAGAGAGAUGUUCACUGACCUGGCCACCGUAGAAAACGAGGAUGACAACAAGAGGAUGAAGAGUGUAAUCCGUGACGCUAACAAAUGGUCGUACAUAGGGCUUCGUGAUGACCUGAUCAGAUGGAAGUGGGCUCUGGGAAAUGUAGAUUUCAAUAACAAUUUAGAUUUCAGCAAGUGGGUCAUCGAUGAGCCCGACAAUGCAAACUUCAACCAAUUCUGUGUGAUAAUGAACCAACAUGGAGAGUGGCGUGACAACCUGUGUCAGAAAAAAUAUCCAGCAGUUUGCUUUGACGAAAAAGGUCCGUCCAAGUACAUUUUAACAGAAUCUGUGAUGACUUGGCACAAGGCUCGGACCUACUGUACAUCCCAUCACACAGAUCUUGCCAGUGUGAGAAACACGUCUGAGAAUUCUGUCAUCAAGUCGCUCCUGUCAACGAAAACCUGGAUUGGUCUCCACAGAAAGCCCUGGUCUUACUGGUCAGAUCAGACUCCUGUCACCUACACUAACUGGCACCCAGAUGAGCCCAUAAACCAUAACAGCAAGGAAUCGUGCGCUAUUGUGAAUCCACGCUCAGCAAAGUGGAUAAACAGGAAGUGUAACUACAAAGGGCGCCACUUUGUCUGUGAAAGCGUGUUUCACCCAAAGAACAGAACAAUGUUCAAGUUGAGGUUCCGGUCUGAGGCCGAGCUGAACGACCCGGACGUUCAGCAUCAGAUUUUAAAGCAG
Messenger RNA from Stegastes partitus (bicolor damselfish), 786 nucleotides. The record is from RefSeq and is a predicted model, not a curated record. NCBI's taxonomy places the organism in Eukaryota, Metazoa, Chordata, Actinopteri, Pomacentridae.